Molecule: messenger RNA, 3245 nt
Organism: Spinacia oleracea (spinach)
Lineage: Eukaryota; Viridiplantae; Streptophyta; Magnoliopsida; Caryophyllales; Amaranthaceae
Product: ABC transporter A family member 2
Exons: 16
Coding region: 296-3151 (951 amino acids)
Biological process (GO): transmembrane transport; lipid transport
Cellular component (GO): membrane; intracellular membrane-bounded organelle
Molecular function (GO): lipid carrier activity; ATP binding; ATP hydrolysis activity
Source: RefSeq, a predicted model, not a curated record
UGUGCACCUUGUGCACGCAAGACCUUUUGUUAAAACUGACCCGAUCCGGCCAACAUCCGACAAAAAUCUAAGUGACCUGAAGAAAAAAAAAACCAAAAUAUUAUCGUCUAGGCUAGAACCUAUUACACCCGAUCCGUAAUAGACCGAUUACCUUUCGUUAGUACGAGCACUUCGUAUUUAGAUUAAUUUCAAAAUCAUGAUGAAUUGUAAAUAGUAAUCUAUUCAUUUAUAACUAUAUAUAAACUAUUAAACUCCCCCCAAAAAAUCAACACAAAAAAAAAGUCCAAAAAACAAAAUGGGAACACUUAACAGAGGAGUACCAUUGAUGAUCCAACAAGGGAAUGCUCUUGUGAAGAAGAACCUAUGGUUAGCAAUGAGGAGCAAGUACUCCUCAUUGCUUCAAUUGUUUGCACCUUUCAUCUUUCUCCUUUUCCUUUUCGCCGUCGACAAGUCUCGCCGUCAUCCUUCUACUUCGCCGGAGUUGAGGAAUCCUCCGGUGAUCAAUACGCCGUCGUCGAUUCCACCCUGUGAGACCAAGUUUCACAUUCGGCGGCCGUGUUUUGACUUUGUUUGGAGUGGUAACACUAGCCUUAAGGCACACGACAUUGUGUCACGUAUCAUGGCUAAUAAUCCUGGUCGUACCAUUCCUCCCUACAAGGUUAGAUCAUUUGGAACACCAGAUGAAGUUGAUGCCUGGCUUUAUAACGACCCUUUACGUUGCCCAGUAGCUCUGCAUUUUGUUGAGAAAACUGGUAGUGUAAUGGGAUAUGGUAUUCAAACUAAUUAUACAACUACAUCAAUUAGAGGCAAGUCUGAAAAUCCCACAUUACAGUUUCAAAUCCCUCUUCAAAUUGCUGCUGAACGCGAACUUGCUAGAUCAGUUUUGGCAGAUCAAAGUUUUAGCUGGACUGUGAGAUUGAAGGAACUGCCGCACCAUGCAGAAACUCUAGGAUACAACUCGUCUGGCUUAGAAUUCCUUGCACCGUUGUUUUUGUUCACCAUUGCCAUGUUUCCUUUUGUGUUUCAAGUUACUUCUAUUGUCCUGGAGAAAGAAAUGAAACUACGGCAGGCAAUGAACAUAAUGGGGCUCUAUGAUUCUGCGUAUUGGGUCUCGUGGCUUGUUUGGGAGAUCUUUGUCAUUCUCAUUUUAUCACUUUGUACUCUCCUAUCUGGGAUGAUAUUACAGUUCAGUUUUUUCUUGCACAACAGUUUUGCAAUAAUGUUCCUUCUUUUCUUCCUGUUCCAAUUGAAUAUGACCAGUUUCGCCUUUAUGCUAUCUGCUUUUCUGAGCAAGUCAUCUUCUGCAUUCAGAGCAGGAUUCUGGAUUUUUCUCAUUGGAAUAAUAUUACAGAUUACUGCUAUAGUAUCUGGUGCCUCCAAGAAAUCAAGGAUGCUAUACUUUCUCCCACCAUGUUUACUAUCGCAUGCACUCCAGAUGCUUGUCACCGCAACUGGAUCAGAUAACAGUCCCGGGAUUAGCUGGAGUAAUCGAGCAAAGUGUCCUACUGGUGAUUCUGAUUGUUACUAUACAAUGAAUGAUAUCUACAUGCGGCUUAUAUACACUUUUGUGUGCUGGUUUCUUUUGGCAUUGUACUUUGACAAUGUAAUACCUAGCAACAAUGGUACAAAGAAAUCACUGCUCUACUUUCUGAACCCGAGAUACUGGGUAGGAAUAGAAGGGAACAGGACUUCAGGAGGUAUAUGUGACUGCUUUCAUUCGGAGUCUGCGCUUGACAAUAUUACUCCAGGUGAUGUGGAUGUUCUUGAGGAAGAAAAUGACGUGAAACAGAGCAUGAGAUCAGAUGAAAUUGAUCCUAACAUUGCUGUUCAGAUCCGCGGUCUAGUGAAGACUUAUCCCGGAAAACUGAACUUUGGUUGCUGCUGCAAAUGCUAUAAGACUGAUCCUUUCCAUGCCAUCAAGGGUUUAUAUAUAAAUUUGCCUCAGGAUGAACUCUUUUGUCUUCUGGGACCAAAUGGAGCAGGAAAAACUACUGCAAUCAAUUGUUUGACAGGCAUAACCUCAGUCACAGCAGGAGACGCAAUAAUUUACAGAAACUCCAUAAGAAGCUCUGUUGGAAUGUCAAAUAUUCGGAAACUUAUAGGAGUUUGUCCCCAGUUUGACGUUCUUUGGAAUGAAUUGACGGGUGAAGAGAAUCUGCAGCUGUUUGCUAGAAUAAAAGGACUACAGCCUGCAUCAAUUACAGAGGCUGUAAAGCAUUCGCUGGAGGGAGCGAGACUAACAAAUUCUGCCAAAGUGAGAGCUGGUAGUUACAGUGGAGGAAUGAGGCGCCGCCUCAGUGUUGCAUCUGCUCUCCUUGGCGACCCUAAAUUAGUAAUUUUGGAUGAACCGACAACAGGUAUGGAUCCAAUAAGCAGGAGGCACGUAUGGGACAUAAUAGAAAAUGCAAAGAGGGGAAGGGUUGUUAUUCUAACAACACACUCAAUGGAGGAAGCUGAUAUUCUAGGGGAUCGCUUAGGUAUCAUGGCCAAGGGAAGGCUCCGCUGUAUUGGGACCUCAAUCAGACUGAAAACACGGUUUGGGACUGGUUUUAGUGCUAACCUGAGCUUAAAAAAUGACAACUCUGCAGAAAAUUCAGCUCAUAAGGAGACAGUGAAGGAGUUCUUCAGACAUAACUUGGGAGUUUCCCCGAAGGAGGAGAACAAUGCAUACCUUACAUUUGAAAUUCCCCGUCAGAAAGAGCCCCUUCUGAAGGAAACUCUCGGAGAACUUCAAGAUAAACAGCAAGAAUUUGGUGUAGCAGACAUCCAACUUGGCUUAACAACUCUGGAAGAAGUUUUUCUGAACAUUGCAAGGCAGGCAGAGUUAGAAAGUGCUGCAGCUGAGGGACGAACAAAGACUCUUACUCUAUCAUCUGGGACACUUGUUCAGGUACCUGUGGGAGCUAGGUAUGUGGCGAUUCCAGGAUCCGAGACUGCAGAGAAUCCUCGAGGCAUUAUGGUCGAAGUACAUUGGGAACAGAACGACUCAGGUGCACUCUGCAUUUCAGGACAUUCAACCGAGAGGCCAGUUCCUCCAAAUGUACAACCAAGUCUCCCUGUGGCUCAUCCGAGGUCUUUGGGGAAACCAGAAGGAACAGUGGGAAGGGUGAUUGAUCCUAGUCAAUUAUCCGACACUAGCUUCCAUUCAUAGACCAAGUUAUGAUCCUCGAUUUUAAGUGUAAAACCCAAGAUUUGAUGUAAAGCUGAAGCUAUUAAGAUCAAUAGAUCAUUAUUGAAUCUAUAAA